Cyphellophora europaea CBS 101466 is the source of this 1539-nucleotide messenger RNA. RefSeq lists its product as uncharacterized. The transcript has 5 exons. Gene Ontology annotation, cellular component: membrane. NCBI's taxonomy places the organism in Eukaryota, Fungi, Ascomycota, Eurotiomycetes, Chaetothyriales, Cyphellophoraceae. Gene Ontology annotation, molecular function: carbohydrate:proton symporter activity. The coding region runs from base 1 to 1539 and encodes 512 amino acids. The record is from RefSeq and is a predicted model, not a curated record. Gene Ontology annotation, biological process: carbohydrate transport; transmembrane transport.
AUGGGUCUCAUCAAUCUUCGGGGGAGGGCUCUCUACAGGAUCAUGAGCGGCGUUUGUGCUCUGGCUUUCAUGAUGUUUGGCUAUGAUGCUGGUGUUCUGGCUGGGGUACAGGCCACAGAACCAUUCUUGAGUGCUAUCGGGCAUCCAGAAAGAUACUCGACGGUCAUCAUUCCCAUGAUUGCUUCGUCAUACACGCUCGGCGCCUGGGUGAUGUCCAUGGUGAUCAGCUUUAUUGGAUCGCCAAUGGGUCGACGGAACUGUAUAUUGGCUGGGAAUAUCCUCGUCCUCGUUGGAGGAACAUUGCAGGCGUCAACCUUUUCCGUUGCUCAGAUCAUCGUUGGCAGGGUUCUCUGUGGAUUCGGCAUCGGGUUCAUCUCUUCCACGGUCCCGACGUACAUGGCAGAGAUGAGCACGAAGCCGACAGAUCACGGUCCCGAAGUGUGUUUUCAAUCGGUCGUUCUGAUCCUCGGGGUUGCCCUGUCAGGCUGGGUAGACUUCGGCUUUACACGGAUGCAUAAUCAAGUUUCCUGGCGUUUUCCCAUCGCGUUUCAGACCUUUUUCGCCAUCACCUCAGGAAUCGGGAUCCUCUUGCUGCCAGAUACACCCCGCUGGUACUACAUCAAGGGGCGGACCGAAGAGGGCGAUCAGGUGCUAUCCGCCCUUCACGAUCUGCCCAUUGACCACGAGCAUGUUCAGGCUCAGCGGACACAAAUCCUUCGCGCCAUCGAUGUCGAGAACUCACAGGAGGCUUUCAAGCUAUCCACGUUACUGUGGGACAACACCGAGCUCCAGGCUGGACGUCGCCUGAGAACUUCGGCUGUCAUCCUCGGCAUUCAGCAACUGAUGGGCAUCAACCAGCUAGUCUACUACAGCACCAUCAUUUUCAGCCAAGUCGGCCUCACGCCGUUCUAUGCGUCCAUUCUCGCUGCGGUAAUGAAUACGGUGUUCGCAAUGGGGACUUUUUUCACGCCGGCCACAAUUGAGAGAGGUGGCCGUCGGGGGAUCAUGCUUUGGUCCUCGGUACUGCUUACCGUCCUCUUGUUGAUCUUUGUGGUGAUGAUCAAUCUGGGGGACUUGAAGAGCAGCGCUACGCAAUGGACGGCUGUCGCAGCGGUCGUCGGUUAUGUGUUUGUAUUCGGAUACGGCUGGGUUGGUAUCCCGUGGCUAUACGGACCUGAGAUCGCACCACUCCGCUACAGGCACCUAGGCGGUUCUUUCGGCGCUACCGGUGAAUGGUCGAUGACGUUCGUUACCGUGUUUGCGGGCGGUGUGGCUUUGGAAAGGGUGGGACCAAAGAUCUGGGUCUGGUACCUGACUUUUUGCUUUGUCUCAAUCCUGUUUGUAUACUUUUACUGUCCCGAGACAUCUGGUAAGACUUUGGAGGAGAUUGACGCUAUCUUCAUGAGGCAUUCACCGACACUAUCUGACACAAAUCUGGAAGGAGCUUAUGUUGACCAUCUACCAACAAAGAGUUCGAAUAUGGUUGCUGAGAAUGACAAGGUCGAGAAGCACGAGAUCGGAAGCACCCAUAUAGGCUAA